Messenger RNA from Prunus dulcis (almond), 1823 nucleotides. Its product is annotated as cytochrome P450 CYP749A22-like. Bases 157 to 1713 code for a protein of 518 amino acids. NCBI's taxonomy places the organism in Eukaryota, Viridiplantae, Streptophyta, Magnoliopsida, Rosales, Rosaceae. The record is from RefSeq and is a predicted model, not a curated record. Gene Ontology annotation, molecular function: oxidoreductase activity, acting on paired donors, with incorporation or reduction of molecular oxygen; iron ion binding; monooxygenase activity. The transcript is spliced from 5 exons.
AUAAAUUGGAAGUAAUCAUUUUCAUAUUCAUUUUCGUUUGUUUUCCCAAACCAAGUAAUACUUAUCAUCAACAAAGACGAGCAAGAAGCUUGUUAAAGAGAAACAGGAGAGGAAGAAAACUGAGAAACUGACUAGGUAGGUUGAGAGGAGAAGGAGAUGAAGAGAGAAGAAUUAGGAAAAAUGAUCCUUGUCUCAAGCAUUGUUUGUGUAACGUUGCUGCUGUUGUCGGCUAUGAUCAAGAUGUUUGAAAAGCUAUGGUGGAAACCGAGUCGCAUACGGAAGCUGAUGGCUCUGCAGGGGAUCAAAGGCCCUUCUUACAGACUUAUCCAUGGAAACACCAUAGAAAUCUCCAACAUGAAAAGGGAAGCAAUGAGCAGGCCCAUGAGCUUAUUACAUGACAGCUUUCCUCAAGUUCAACCUCACAUUCACUUGUGGACCAAGUUAUAUGGGAAGAAUUAUCUUCAAUGGCAUGGCUCCAAACCUCAGCUUGUCAUUACAGAAGCUGCAAUAUGCAAAGACAUACUGAACAACAAUGAUGGGGCUGUUCAAAAAGCAGAGACAAUAGGAUAUGUGAAGAAGCUAUUAGGAGAUGGCCUCACAAGAUCCUCAGGUGAAAAAUGGUCCAAGAUGAAAAAGCUGGCCAACCAUGCCUUCCAUGGAGAGAGGUUAAAAAGUAUGAUCCCAGCAAUGAUAGCCAGUGGCGAGACAAUGCUUGAGAGGUUGAAAAACCAUCAAGGCAGAGAGAUUGAAGUUUACGACGAGUUCAGGUUUUUCACUUCAGAAGUGAUUUCCAGAACAGCCUUUGGCAGCAGCUACUUAGAAGGCGAGAACAUUUUUGAAAUGUUGAUGAAGUUAGCCUUCUUGACAUUCAAAAAUACUCACAAAAUUAGGUUUCCAGGUAUCAGUAAGAUCUUUAAAACCAGAGAUGAGAUCGAAUCAGCGGAGCUUGAGAAAGGAAUACGCAACAGCGUAAUGGAGCUUAUUAAGAAAAGAGAAAAGAAGGCAAUGGCUGGAGAAGAAGACGGCUUUGGGAGUGAUUUUCUUGGAUUGCUUUUAGAGGCUCGCCAUGAUACCAAUGAGAAGCAGAGGAUUUCAGUGGACAAUUUGGUCGACGAGUGCAAGACUUUCUACUUGGCUGGACAAGAAACCACUACCAGUUUGCUUGCUUGGACUGUCUUUCUUCUGGCCCUCCAUAGAGAUUGGCAAGAGGAAGCAAGAAAGGAGGUCCUACAACUAUUUGGCAAACAAACUCCAAACCCUGAUGGCAUUGCCAAACUCAAAACAAUGAGUAUGAUUAUCAAUGAGUCCCUGAGAUUAUACUCUCCUAUUGUUUCCUUGGAAAGGAAAACUGAGAGGGAAGUUAGACUGGGAAAUCUCAUAGUCCCUGCUAAUGUUGAACUGCUACUCCCAAACCUAGCAUUUCACCUUGAUCCUAAAUUUUGGGGAGAAGACGUGCACCUUUUCAAACCAGAGAGAUUCUCAGAAGGGGUUGCUAAAGCUACCAAGGAUAACAUGGUCGCAUUCCUUCCCUUUGGAAUGGGACCUCGAACUUGUGUGGGCUUCCAUUUUGUAACCAUUGAAGCAAAGAUUGCUCUGUCAAUGAUUCUACAGAACCACUCAUUCACCCUCUCUCCGGCCUACGUCCACUCCCCGUUUCAAUUUCUUACACUUAGGCCACAACAUGGUGUUCGAGUAACGCUACACCCGCUCUGAACUGUGUAGACCACGUGGAUAUGGGUUUGUGAGUUUUAUUUAUGUACGUAGAGUACUGUUAUUGGUACUUCAAUAAAGUAUUUGAGAAAGUAUUUGAGAGAAAUUGACAA